UCUUAUAGACGGGGUUUGUCCGUUACGGCCUCCACGGGCGCCGGCUGGAAGAAGAUGGGCGGGGGUGUUCUGUUCCAGCGGGGACGAUUCUGAACAAGCCCAGGGGAUGUAAAACUCAAGGCCUGAAAACAACAACAAGACAGCGUGUCCGCGAACGAAAGACCUUCACAGACUAUCUUGCUCCUCAUGGAAGCAGAUGCUUUCGUGAGGAAACGUCGGAUGACAACGGAGACCACGGGCGGGGAUCCCGGUGUUGCAGGAGCCUCUGCCGGGGCUGAAGUUCGAUGGCUGGGGGGCAGGUUCUGGGGAGUUUCGGAAAGUAUCGUGGGGAGUUUGACACCUCGGAUCGGCGGGGAAACAGAACUGCAGAAUGUCGGUUGUACCUGUAGUUUUCAAGAUGCACAAGCAGAGGACUUUGAGCCGGACUAUGAGGCUCUGCCACGGGGAGCUUCCACUAGCACCCACAUGUUGGCUGGAGCUGUGGCCGGAAUCAUGGAACACUGUGUCAUGUUUCCCAUCGACUGCGUGAAGACUCGAAUGCAGAGUCUGCAGCCAGACCCGGCAGCUCGGUACCGGAACGUGAUGGAUGCCCUCCGCCGAAUAGUGGCCACAGAAGGAGUGUGGCGCCCGUUGAGAGGCCUGAACGCCACGGCGAUCGGGGCCGGACCUGCACACGCCCUUUAUUUUGCCAGCUAUGAGAAGCUCAAAAAGACUUUGAGUGAUGUCAUUCAUCCAGGGGCUAACAGCCAUGUGGCUAAUGGAGCAGCUGGGUGCGUGGCCACGCUGCUUCACGAUGCCGCCAUGAACCCGGCAGAAGUUGUGAAGCAGCGCAUGCAGAUGUAUAACUCCCCGUACCGCGGCGUGUUGGACUGUGUACGCGCCGUUUGGCAGAAAGAGGGCCCCGCCGCAUUCUACCGCAGCUACACCACGCAGCUCACCAUGAACGUGCCCUUCCAGGCUCUCCACUUCAUGACCUACGAGCACCUGCAGGAGCUGCUGAACCCCCACAGACAGUACAACCCCUCGUCCCACAUGCUCUCCGGAGCUUUAGCCGGGGCCAUCGCGGCGGCUGCCACCACGCCGCUGGACGUCUGCAAGACCCUGCUGAACACGCAGGAGUCGCAGGCUCUCAGCUCCUCCAGCCACGGAGCCCACAGACACAUCUCAGGCCUGGCCCACGCCUUCCGGACAGUUUACAGGCUGGGCGGCCUGCGGGGCUUCUUCAAGGGAGUUCAAGCCAGAAUCAUCUACCAGAUGCCCUCCACCGCCAUCAGCUGGUCGGUCUACGAGUUCUUCAAGUACGGACUCACCAAGCGUCAACACAAGAAGAGGAAAACACACGGAGGCUGAGAAAAAGUUGUCUCACUGGGUUUAAACUCCUCUAAUAAUGUUCUUCUGGGCUGUGAGGAGGAAUUAAUGCGCACAUAGAACCUCUGCAAGUCAGCAGAUAAGACCUCUCCACGGCAGUUUGAGUAGUUCUGUCUGAGACGCAGUUUCAAGAGUAGUUCUAACUUCAGUUCAUCUCUUGUAGGAGAAAAACAUGUUUGCAAAUGUAUCCACAAAAACAGCCUGCAGGGGGCAGUGUUGUGGUGUAACUUUUGCAGCAUCUGCUACUUGUUGAUUACCAUUUCACACAUAAAAAAGAUCAUUGGCAUUUGUUUUUCCAGCUGUGAAGUUUUUCAACCAAAGCUCAGUUGAUGAAAAUUAAACAGUCUCAAUCUGUAUGAUUUAAUAUUAAUGUCCUGAACAUUAAGGUAUGAGUGAAACUGGAUGUGAAAUCCACUGGUGCAUAUUUAUUUUUCCCUCUUUAUCUGAGGAUAAAAUACCAACUUUUACCAAUUAAAUUGGGCAAUAUAAAUAUAUAUAAUUUAGGGCAAUACAGUUUAUUUUUUCACUGUCAUUUUGCAGUCUGACAGAGCAGAUAAUUGCAGCUUUCUCUGCAAAUGUGCACAUGUACUUACAUAUCAUAAACAUGCUGGUUUAUUUGAAAUGUCCAUGUUUCAUUCUGACACUGAAUUGCACUCUUUGAAUAAAGUCUCUGCAGGAGGACUCUACUCGCUGCUUAAACGAAA
Molecule: messenger RNA, 2072 nt
Organism: Oryzias melastigma (Indian medaka)
Lineage: Eukaryota; Metazoa; Chordata; Actinopteri; Beloniformes; Adrianichthyidae
Gene: slc25a28
Product: solute carrier family 25 member 28
Exons: 4
Coding region: 187-1350 (387 amino acids)
Biological process (GO): iron import into the mitochondrion
Cellular component (GO): mitochondrial membrane
Molecular function (GO): ferrous iron transmembrane transporter activity
Source: RefSeq, a predicted model, not a curated record